Saccostrea cuccullata (small rock oyster) is the source of this 4032-nucleotide messenger RNA. RefSeq lists its product as uncharacterized. The transcript is spliced from 22 exons. The record is from RefSeq and is a predicted model, not a curated record. Gene Ontology annotation, biological process: multicellular organism development; positive regulation of kinase activity; cell surface receptor protein tyrosine kinase signaling pathway. Gene Ontology annotation, molecular function: ATP binding; protein binding; transmembrane receptor protein tyrosine kinase activity. NCBI's taxonomy places the organism in Eukaryota, Metazoa, Mollusca, Bivalvia, Ostreida, Ostreidae. Gene Ontology annotation, cellular component: signaling receptor complex; plasma membrane.
AUGGAUAUUGCUCUAGACCCAAUCAGUGCACUUGUUAUGAAGGAUAUACUGGUCAAAGAUGUAACAUUCGUGAGUUUUUCUCUGUGCCCAGCUGGGUGUGGACAUGGUUACUGCUCAAGUCCUAAUCGCUGUACUUGUUAUGGGGGAUAUACGGGUCAAAAAUGCAACAUUCCUGUCUGUGAACCUCGCUGUCAGAAUAAUGGAAGAUGUGUUGGUCCUAAUUCAUGUCAGUGUAACGGAUACUCAGGAGUUAGAUGCGAUCAACCUAUAUGUGAUCCACCUUGUAUGAACGGUGGAACGUGCACGAGGUCACGGUCAUGUUCCUGCAUCUCGUCCUACACAGGGUCUCACUGUUCAAUCCCCGUGUGUAAUCCCAGUUGCAAAAAUGGAGGCACGUGCGUUGCUCCCAACAAGUGUAUGUGUACGGCAACUUACACAGGAGCUACAUGUGAAAUACCCUUAUGUUCAUACCACUUGCCUUGUUUUCCUGGAACAUGCACCGAUUCUAUCCACUGUCAGUGUAAAGAAGGUUUUAGUGGCAAUUCUGGAUUAGACUUAUGUAGAUCAAUGACGUCAUUGGCGAGUCCCACGAUAAGUCAGUGCAGCUCUUUCCUUGCCAACAUAGAGAGAACUGGACAAAAGAGAGAACUCUAUAAGUUUAUGGCUGAUUCCUCUGGAACAAAUUCCACCGGGAUCAGCACGAGGUGGGUGAACCGUAAAGACUACAACUUCAUCAACGUACAGUUCUCUGCAACAUUUCAAAAUCUACAUGGAGUGAAUUCUCCGGGGUAUAUCGACGAUUUUAAGUUUGGGAUUGUGUCGGGAAUGAUCUAGAUGGAUUUAAGCAAAUCGGAUAGGAAUGAUUCAUCAAAGGCAUUUAUAAGCAUAAACAGUACAAUUCUUAAAUGUCCAAAUAAUCCUGGUUCCAUUUCACCAAAUGAGGACGUAUUUUGGUGCAACUUAACAAAUGCAAAUUUUGACCGACUUCUGGAACAUGGGGACAACUUGACUUUAACAGCCAUUGCAACAAAUGGAGGAUAUCGAAAGCUUAAAACACCAGAUGGAGAUCGUGUGAACACAUUUAUCGGACAAAAUGCCAGCAAAAGCACACAAUUUCUAUUCGAUUUAGUGAACCCCAAUCACUGUUUGCUGCAUGGAAAAUGUCAAGCAAUAGCCUUCAACGUCGAAGAAGAUAUAACCAAGCAUGCAAUCCAUUUUUCAUGGAAUGGUUGGGUUGACAAUAUGUCAGGAAUAGAAAAGUACGUGAUUCAGAAGUAUCUACUAGAAGCUGACAAUGAAGUUCCACCAAAACUUUGUGAAAAAGAUCCUUGGAGGCCAUUGGAGACCUUUGAAUUAAAUAGAACAUCCUCAUCAUUCGUGCAUUUACCCGAAAAACCUGGAAUGUACUCCUUCCUGCUAAAUGUCGUUGAUGCCGCAAAUAACACCGAAUAUGCUCGAACUUUGGUUUUAUAUGAUCCAAUCUCUAAAAUAACCGUGCUGAACACAACAUCAACAAGAAUUAAAGUAACGAGUGCAAAAGAAGAAACAGGUUACAUGUGGCAGGAUAAUUUAGAUGGAAUGAUUGAAAUUUCUUGGAAAAAACAUUUUCAAAAUAAAUUUCAUUUUGAGAACAAAUUGCUUAAUCCCGUGAAACCUUAUAAGUACUUUGAAUUCACAACAAAUAUUAAAAAAUAUGUAAAUCCUAGAAUGGAGGAUUUAGAUGGAAAUAGAACACUAAAAGGAAUUCAGAAUAUUUAUGGCAUAACCAAAUUUGAAUAUGCAUAUAAACACGGGAAUCUGGGAAACGCAACACCUGUUUUCUGGACCCAAGUGAAUGAUUCUCUUUCAGAAACUCAAACCUUUUUUGUUUCAAGACAAGACGGCGAUAUCAUUAAUAUAUGGAUAAGAGCAACAGAUGUUAUGGGUAAUACGAAAAUAGGGGUGACGCCUUUGUACUUUGAUUCCUCUCCACCAACGCAACUGACGCAUAAUGAUGUUAUAUUUUCACCAAAUUUAAACUUAACGACAUAUGCAUUCUCAAGUCGUUUACAGAUCGAUGUGAGUGACGUAGAAAGUGGAAUUGCUACAAUUUAUUGGAGAUUGAUUGCAAAAGACAGUGGAAUUGUAUUUAAAUCUGGGAAUAUUACUGGAAACAAAACUCUGAACAAUCCUGGACUUAGAAAUGGAUAUCAAAUUGCUACUGGAGAAUACUUCUACAUAAGUCAUUUCCUAGAUGUAAAUAAUUGUUGGAUGGUUGUGUCAAAAGAAAACUUUCCCACAGAGUCUGUUUUGCUUGAAUUAAUUGUAUCUAACAUGGCAAUGAAAUCCAUUAGUUUUAACACAACGAUAUCGGACCUGAAAUCUCUUGAUGGAAUGGACGAAUAUUCUGGUCCAAUGCAUCUACAUAUAGACAAAACAUAUGAUAAUGGUGUUCGGCUAAAAUGGAUCGUUGCGCCAAGUUGUUACAAACGCUCCAAAAUCGUUGUUCAGUACAAUUCAUCAGAUGGACGAAGUUUCUCAAGAUUCAUUGACAAGGAUGCCGACUGGUUCGACCUAACCGGACUGGAUUCCGAAACAAGUUAUAAUCUAUCAUUUAUCACAGAAUACGAUGACCAACAAAGCGACCCUAUAUAUUUAUCAUUCACCACACUCCAAGCACCGUCUGGAUUGACAGGAGGAGCAAUUGCAGGGAUUUCUAUUGUCAUCAUCCUUCUCCUGGGAGGUGUUAUAACUAUGAUAGUGUUGUGGAGAAUGGGUCGUCUAUCUCUUGUUAGGGAAGGCAUACAGAGGCGAGUUACAGUUGUUAGAAAAAGAAUCAUUAGAACAGAAGAAAUUAGAUCUUGAAAAUAUAAGAAAGGAAAAAUUACAAGGACAUAUUAUAAGAUCAACAAUCGUUUUUCCACGGCACACGAGAACAGAGCAUUUGACGACGAUAUCUAUAUUUAUGGGCAAAUGGAAUUUAAUGCAACGGACAGUUGGAUUUUACCGUCGUCCACAAUAGUACUAGAAUCUCUUAUAACAAGCGGAAGAUUCGCAGAUAUAUAUAAAGCCAUUUACAAAUCCAAGAAAAAUACCGACGAAAGAGGAGUUGUCGUGGCCAAGGUUUUAAAAAGUGGUUAUACGGAAGAAAACGAGCUGAUGAUGAAAGCGAAAAUCAAUUUUUUAGGAAGACAAGUUGGAGAACAUCAAAACAUCCUACUGUUUAUAGGUGCAGUUGUGGACAACAGUUCAUUGGGGCCAUAUAUGAUAUUGGAGUUGUGCGAGAAAGGCCAGCUAAGGGAUUGGUUAUUGCAGCAGAAGAACGCAACCACAGAAGAUACCGUUGAACAACUUUGCCGUAUCAUUUACGGAAUAUCGAAAGGAAUGUGUCAUCUGGAAACAAAGCAGAUUGUCCAUAGAAAACUUGCGGCGAGAAAUGUAUUGUUAACAGAGGAAUUGGAACCAAAGAUCUGUGGAUUUGGCCCCGAACCACCUCAAAAAGAGAAUAAUGAUGAAGAUGGGGAUACAAAAUCUGUUGACAAGGAACGAAUUCCAAUCAAAUGGACAGCACCAGAGUGCUUGACUUCGAUGAAGGCUUCAACAAAUAAAAGUGAUGUUUGGUCUUUUGGCAUCGUUGUUUGGGAGAUUUUCAGCUUAGGUGACAGUCCUUAUCCUGGGAUGCGAAGCCGAGAUAUCAAAGAAGAAUUACAAAACGGCCAUAGAAUGAAAAAACCAGAAUUUGCAACAGAUUUCUAUUACAAGCUGAUGAUGCAAUGCUGGCAAGCAAAACCAAAACAGAGACCAACAUUUAAGGAGAUCAUGAAAGAUAUCGGAGAUACCUUCAGCUCUGUACCAGCAGAUGAGUGCUACUACUACUCCGAGAAAUAGAGGCACAAAAAAAAGAAAAGAAAUAUGAGACAAAUUGUAGUACGCAUAUAUUCGGAUUUUAGAAGCAUAAAUAGAUUUUGAAAGAAUGAAAUGUAUUUACAAAAAAUUAAGAAUCUUGUUUUAUUCUGCAAUAGUUUGCUUUCCCUAUAUGUUUUAUUCCAACAA